CCUCUUCACCUCCAGCGCCCAGCUGCUCGCGGAGCGUAGUUCCGACCCACAGCCUGGCACCCUUCGGCGAGCGCUGUUUGUUUAGGGCUCGGUGAGUCCAAUCAGGAGCGCAGGCUGCAGUUUUCCGGCGGAGCAGUAAGAGGCGCCUCCUCUCUCCUUUUUAUUCACCAGCAGCGCCGCGCAGACCCCGGACUCGCGCUCGCCCGCCGGCGCCUUCGGCCUCUCCGCGCUCGGGAGCACCCGCCGCCGCCGCGGUUCUCCAUGCGCUGCGCCCACCCGAGGAGCUAGAAGUCAUCUUGGAGCGGCGCGCGGUCGUGGAUGGCCUUGACUGACGGCGGCUGGUGCCUGCCGAAGCGCUUUGGGGCGACGGCUGUGGACGCCGGCGACUCCCGAGCCUUUCCAGCGCGGGAGCCUUCCACGCCGCCAUCCCCCAUCUCCUCCUCUCCCUCCUCCUGCUGCUCCCGGGGUGGGGAGCGCGGCCCCGGCGGCGCCAGCAACUGCAGGACGCCGCAGCUCGACACGGAGGCGGCAGCAGCGGGGCCCCCGACCCGCUCGCUGCUGCUCGGCCCCUACGCCUCGCAUCCCUUCGGGCCCCCCCACGGACCUUCGGCGCCCGGGGUCGCGGGCCCUGGCAGCGCCCUGUCGAGUUGGGAGGACCUGCUGCUCUUCACUGACCUCGACCAGGCCGCGACCGCCAGCAAACUGCUGUGGUCCAGCCGCGGCGCCAAGCUGAGCCCCUUCGCCCCCGAGCAGCCGGAGGAGAUGUACCAGACCCUCGCCGCGCUCUCCAGCCAGGGGCCGGCCGCCUACGACGGCGCGCCCGGCGGCUUCGUGCACUCGGCGGCCGCCGCGGCAGCAGCCGCGGCCGCGGCCAGCUCCCCGGUCUAUGUGCCCACCACCCGCGUGGGCUCCAUGCUGCCCGGCCUGCCGUACCUGCAGGGAGCGGGCAGCGGACCCGCCAACCACGCGGGCGCAGCGGGCGCGCACCCGGGCUGGCCGCAGGCCUCGGCCGAGCCCCCGUAUGGCAGCGGAGGCGGCGCGGCGGGCGGCGGGGGCGGGCCUGGCAGCGCCGGCUCGGCCGCGGCGCACGUCUCGGCGCGCUUUCCCUACUCGCCCAGCCCGCCGAUGGCCAACGGCGCAGCGCGGGAGCCCGGGGGCUACGCCGCGGCCGGGGGCGGAGGCGCGGGCGGCGUGAGCGGAGCCGGGGCGAGCCUGGCGGCCAUGGGCGGCCGCGAGCACCAGUACAGCUCGCUGUCAGCCGCGCGGCCCCUGAACGGGACGUAUCACCACCAUCACCACCACCACCCCAGCCCCUACUCACCCUACGUGGGUGCGCCACUGACGCCCGCCUGGCCCGCCGGACCCUUUGAGACCCCGGUGCUGCACAGCUUGCAGAGCCGGGCCGGAGCGCCGCUGCCGGUGCCGCGGGGCCCCAGCGCAGACCUGCUGGAGGACCUGCCCGAAAGUCGCGAGUGCGUGAACUGCGGCUCCAUCCAGACGCCGCUGUGGCGGCGAGACGGCACCGGCCACUACCUGUGCAACGCCUGCGGCCUCUACAGCAAGAUGAACGGGCUCAGCAGGCCCCUCAUCAAGCCUCAGAAGCGCGUGCCUUCCUCCCGGCGGCUUGGAUUGUCCUGUGCCAACUGUCACACCACAACCACCACUUUGUGGCGCAGAAAUGCCGAGGGUGAACCAGUGUGCAAUGCUUGUGGACUCUACAUGAAACUCCAUGGGGUCCCUCGACCUCUUGCAAUGAAAAAGGAGGGAAUCCAAACCAGGAAACGAAAACCUAAGAACAUAAAUAAGUCAAAGGCUUGCUCUGGUAAUAGCAAUAAUUCUGUUCCUAUGACUCCAACUUCCACCUCUUCUAAUUCAGAUGAUUGCAGCAAAAAUACUUCCCCUACAACACAACCUACAGCCUCAGGGGCGGGUGCCUCGGUGAUGUCUGGUGCUGGAGAGAGCACUAAUCCUGACAACAGCGAGCUCAAGUACUCAGGUCAAGAUGGGCUGUACAUAGGCGUCAGCCUGGCCUCUCCGGCUGAAGUCACAUCCUCGGUGAGACAGGAUUCCUGGUGCGCUCUCGCCCUGGCCUGAGCCACGUGGGUGGAGCAGAGGGCGCCUGCAGGGCCCCACUGGACCAGACCCCUGCUGACUUUUGUUUUGUCAAGCAGUCCACACUGAUUGAUGCAAGUAUGCUGACAGAACAUGCCUCUGACGCGUGAUUUCCGUGCCUUUACUUUGAAGAAGAUGUGUUUCCCAAGAGGUUCGCUCUGCCUUACUACUCAAGCCCCAUCUCUGAAGAGAGACAGAAGACAGGUCUUCCUGGGAAGGGCCGGUGCAGUCACAGCGUUCAACCUGGCCACCGCCAGCCAUCCUGCUCCAGGGACUGCCAGGGAUUGAUGUUUGCUGUGCCACUUCCAGAGACCGGGACUAGGACCGGGGCCUUGCCUGCUAAGGGAUAUUGAGAGCGAUUUUUAAAAAAAGAUUUUAUGUCUAUUGCCCCAAAUCAUGUACUUCUUCUGAUUGGUUUUGGUUAUUCCAGAAUUUCUUCAUACCUUUUCUACACCCAAAUUUCACAUGCGCUCAUGGAGAAGACCAUUUGAGGCCGUUUGGUACACACCUCUGGAGGCGGAGUCGUUCACAAGAUCUCUUGUCAAAAUGUUUCUCAGUUUUCGAGACUGCAUCUUAACUGUAACUACACUGUGACUGAUGUUUCUCAAAGUUCAUAUUGUGUGACUGAUCUGAAGUCAGUCGGAAUUUGUAAACAGGGUAGCAAACAAGAUAUUUUUCUUCCAUGUAUACAAUAAUUUUUUUAAAAAGUGCAAUUUGCGUUGCAGCAAUCAGUGUUAAAUCAUUUGCAUAAGAUUUAACAACAUUUUUAUAAUGAAUGUAAACAUUUUAACUUAAUGGUACUUAAAUAAUUUAAAAGAAAAAUGUUAACUUAGACAUUCUUAUGCUUCUUUUACAACUACAUCCCAUUUCUAUAUUUCCAAUUGUUAAAGAAAAAUAUUUCAAGAACAAAUCUUCUCUCAGGAAAAUUGCCUUUAUCCAUUUGUUAAGAAUUUUUAUACAAGGACACCAAUAUCUCCCCUUUAUUUUACUGUGGAAUAUGUGCUGGAAAAUUUGCAACAAAACUUUACUACCUAACAGAUAACAUUUGUAAAUACUUUAGGCAUCUGUACACACUAUGAUGAAGUCUCUAGUGUGACUAACCCACAGGGCAGGUUGGUUUACAUUAAUUUUUUUUUAAUGGGAUGUCAUAUGGAAACCUAUUUCACCAGAGUUUUAAAAAAUAAAAAAGGGUAUUGUUUUGUCUUCUGUACAGUGAAUUCCUUCCCUUUAAGUUUCAUUUUAAUACUGUAUGUGGCUACAGAUAUUCAUAUAAAACAAGUGCAUGUGGUAUUUGCAAAUUGCCUUACAGCCUUCAUUUCAAUGAAUUGUCUUUUUCGGAACUGUUUAUUACUUGGCUUUUUUGAAGUUGACAGAUGUAGUUACCACUUCGAAUUUGCAUUGGGGGUGAUUUUUAUAAGUGAAAAGGACGUGGGAUUCUAUGACAUUAUCUGUGAUAAUAAGCAUUCUGUUUAAGGUCAAUUCUUAAAAUCAUCAAAAUGUUCAGGGUGUUUUUCCCUCUGAAUGUGAGACCACAAACUGGAAUGGUUUCUGUUCUAGUUUUUCCUUUUACAAAGUGCACAAAGUAUUAAAACUCUGCUGGGAUUGCAGUCCUUACACUUACCAGAAGAUGUCUAAUGAUCUGAACAGACUCUAUCAUUGGGGGAUUUCAAAAAAGCAGGAGGCUGUUUCACCACACAAAAAGGCAGCAUUUCAUUUUGGCUGCCUAAGGGUAGGUUUUGACUUCUUUUCAUAUACUGAUUACAGUUAUUCUGUGUGAUCCCUUCUGAUUCUAUUAGCUGAUGGGAAUUCUUCCCUUUGAGGUGGGGUUGUGUUGGGAGUCAGAUUCAGGGCUGGUGUUGGUGUGUAAAUCACCAAAGCUGAAUGCACUGUGAUACCACCUAAUGGGUUAACAAGGGUUAAAAGUGCAGGGUUUGGAGUCAGACCAUCAAGCUUCUGUUCCAAGCUCUGUGGUCUCAGGUAAGUUUUCCAACUCUCAUUUUCCUCCUCUAUACAAUAAGGCCAAUAACAUAUAACUCAUAAGAUUAAAUGACAUAAUCCACUCGAAUAUGGGAACCUUGAGUGUUAACUUGGUUUUGAAGGAGGGUAGUGUGAGCUUGUAUAAUAUGGGUGGAUUGAAUAAUGUAUUACUCCCUGUGCAGUAUGGAGUAUCAAAAUUUAUGGUUCUGAGAGUCUGUUCCUAGUCUCACCUGCACUUUCUGAGCAAAGCUGGGGAGCAUGAAAUGUGGGAUCCCUCCCAGCAUGGGGAGGCAGAGAUGAAAAGAUGCUUGAAGGAUACCAAUCUGAGUUGGCGGGAUGUUUUAUAGAACAAGGCUGGUCUGACAGUAGGAGCAAAUAAUUAUUUACAUGAGCACAUUUCCCCCUUUCCAUGCAUUUACUCAAAGCAUUCGUUACUUUGAGUGCCUUGUGGUAGGCUGAGGACUGUUAGUUAUUAUGUUUUCAUUAGAAAAUGAAUUUUUUUUAUUGGGGUGUCCAAACGAUCUUUUUUUUCUGAGGUGGACUCAAGUAGUGUUUCCUCAAACCCUAAGAUGCCAUUAGGCUCUAAAUUCCUCUAGCUUCCAUGAAAUAAAUUAUGAUGGCGGAAGGGGAGGGAAUUUCUUAUAGUCUGUGCUAACACAAUGAACUCCACCAGCUUGGGCCUUUCCAUUGGUAAUUUUCUUACAUGUGAUUGCAUGAAGCAGAAGCUUCAUAAUUUCUUCCAAAACACAAUCAUAGCAACUGUCCUCUAAAGUGCGGCAUUAAAAAGUAAAUCAUUUCUCAAUAGGGAGUGUAUUUAAAUAGACAGUACACCUCAGCUUAGAGAGUCCUCAGAUCCAGUGCUGUGCAUUCUCACUGGUGACUGAUUUUAGAUCAUCUUAUGUAACUGAAGGCUCUACCUGGGGUCUCUCUUCAGGGUCACUUAGUGUUGCUUCCUGGUUCCAAUGGGAGGGUCAGGAAAGCAAAGGGAGACAUUCAUUUCCCCCUGCAAAUAAUUUAACUUCUUGCUCAUGGGAAAUGUUUUCUCUAGUCCUUGGAAAUUUGAUGUAAUUUGAGAUCAUAGAUAAAUUAGCUGCUGGGAGGUUAGUACAGCAAGCCAUUGGUGGUUUUGCCAGAUUCUAAGCUGCUUUCAGUUUGGGGCAUUGUGGUGGCUGCAGUGCUAAGUUCUUUCUAUGAACUGUCUUGUCCACAGGAGCUUUGGAUCCUCCUGAUUGAGAAGGAAAUAAUAUUUGUGUGUGUGGGAGGGAGGAGGGUAGUUAGUGGAAGGACAGAGCAGAGACCAACCAUCAGAAUAAGGGCAGUUCUAGCUAGCUGGUGGCUUGUUUGGGGCUAGAAAUAGCAAGUCAAUUUGGCAACAUUAGUUAUCUCCUAUUGUUUGGCAGUUCUAAUGGAUAGUCAGAUAUGAGUUUGAUUAUUUAAGUGAGAAAUACUAAUAAAUUUGUCAGACAAAAAUCUUUCAAAACUGAGGUCUGGGAAUAAAUAUUGGGUACCUACAAUUCUGGCCAACUGAAGCUUUGGGAUAGGUUCUGUGUGGCUGAAAUUUCAGCAGCAGCUGGAUUCUGGGAGGAAAGGAAGCAUGUAGUCGUCAGUUGGUUCAACUGAAAGAUAUAGGUAAGCUAAGAGCCUAAAUAAAUGACUCCCUUUCUGUCUUUGUUUUUUUUUUGCGUAGAAGAACUGCUGGGGUGUAGGCCACAGGUGCCUGGAGGGAGGUGAGAGGAUUCAUCAGAGUGGGGAGCAAAACAGGUGGAUUUUACUGAAAUACACUGCUAAGGGGAACAAGGGGUGGGAGUGGGGGCAGGAGAGGUCUGCUGCUCCAUGUGGGUCAGCUCCCUGGCCAGGGAUCACUCAGGACAUGGCAGUGAUAGUGCUGAGACUUAAUCCCUAGGCCACCAACAAGAUGCACUCUCUCUCUGUAAAUAAAAUAUGUAAAUAAAUUAUGGUUGAUAGUUCCUAAUAUUUUCUGAGGGAAAGUUCUGAUGUUACAGGUGUUAUAGGUGCAUGUGGAGGGAGGAUCCACAGCAUUUCUCAAUUCCACCCUGGGAAACUAUUGGGACAGUUGGCACCUCGCUCUUCCUCCUGCUCAGUUGCUAUCCCUAGAACUGGCUGUCCUACAGUUGAUGUUGCUAUUUCAGUUAAAGAGAUACUUAUUUGGUUUGGUAGCUUUUUUUUUUUAAUUAACUUUUUAAAGAUGUCUACAAUAUAGCUAUUAAUGAUGAAAUAGCUGAUGAAAUGAUGUUUAAUUAGCAGAAGAGUGUGUAUGUCUAUUACCAGUGGGCCCCUAUGGUGAGAGAUUCUUCCAGAUAUUCUUUAGUUUUGGAGCAAGUCAUUUCCUGUACCUCAGUCUCUGCUGCAGAUAAGUCAGGCCAUGAGCAAAGGUCCCAUCCAUCUGCAUGUGUUCCCCACAGUCCCUUAUGCAGAUAAUAUGCGGUGAGGUAAUAAUGAGUCUGUGGUCUGGUCUGGGGUCCCAGAGUGGAGGAAUCACUUCAGACCCUCUCCAUGACUAGGGAUGCUGGUGGAAUUGGAAUCUCCUUCCAGUCCUUUUCCUGCUGCUUCACCACCUUGGUUUUCAUCUAUAAAGCCAGUCCUCCUGCUGCCUUGGACACAGAGAGUCAGUCCUGGUCAUAGUCACGAAUACCGGGGCUUGGUAGGAAUUGCCAUGGCCCCCUAAUGCUAACCUUGCUUGGUCUGGGCCCACUGUUGUAAACCUUAUACAGUGAUAUGGACCCAGACCGGAAAAUGGAAAAGUCUGGCAGCUGAGCAGUCCCCCGAACAAGGAAAAAACAGCUUUGCUUUGCUUGGCCCAUUACUUCAAUAUCUUGUAGUUGGUUUUUUAGUUCUUGGAAACAACCAGCUUUUCAUUGUUUGCUUUCUGUGUCUCUCUUUAGCUAUUAUGGAGUUUCCCUCUCUGUGUUUUCACCCCUGCUCUCAGUUUUACCCGUAUUUUUGUGAAUUCUAUUCUUUAACACUCCAAGAAUGGCCUGAAAUUAUAUUAGCAAGUUGUUAUCUAGCAUUUACUAUGUGCCAGUUUCUAUACAGAGUGCUGUACCUAUAUCAGUUUGCUAUCCUCACACCAAGUGAAUGAGGUAGUGCUUGUCCCAUUUUUCAGAUGUGUCUACAGAAACACAAAAGUUAAGCAACUUGUCUAAGAUUACACAGUGGUAGAACUGGCAUUUGAAUCCCAUCAGGCUCCUUCUAGGACAAUAGUCUUAAUCAUUCUACCAUAUUACAUUUUAUGGUAAUAUGGUAGAUUUGAUUAAAUAUUUUUCUAAAUAUUGAAUUGAAGAACACAGAAGAGGGGUCAGAACUGUCUGAGAUUUCACAUGUUCUUUAUCCCCAGCAUCUCAGAAAUACAUGGUUGUAUUUCUAGUCAACACAGGUAUGCCUCGGUUGAAGAA
This is a messenger RNA of Talpa occidentalis (Iberian mole), 7502 nucleotides long. RefSeq names its product GATA binding protein 6 (gene GATA6). Lineage: Eukaryota; Metazoa; Chordata; Mammalia; Eulipotyphla; Talpidae. Gene Ontology annotation, cellular component: nucleus. Gene Ontology annotation, molecular function: DNA-binding transcription factor activity, RNA polymerase II-specific; RNA polymerase II cis-regulatory region sequence-specific DNA binding; zinc ion binding. Gene Ontology annotation, biological process: negative regulation of transcription by RNA polymerase II; epithelial cell differentiation; positive regulation of transcription by RNA polymerase II. The record is from RefSeq and is a predicted model, not a curated record.